CUUGCGCAAUAUGUUUUCCACGGCCCUGGCUACUGGCAGUGGUGUUUGUUGUUGUCACGUUAAAGGGACGAAGGGGAGAAUUCACGAAGUUAAUAUAACACCGAGUCUGUCGCAUGAGGUUACUGGGUGAGCCCCUCCCUGCCAUGAGAGCGGACCACCAGGUCACCAGCCCCCCCUCCUUCUGCAGUUGAUGGAUCUGCAGCUGGUCCAGAGAUGACAGACAGCGUCAGGGCCUUCCUCCGCAAUGUUGCGACGGGGAUCAAGGACUCCAUAUUGGGGAUUGGAACAAUCUCCAAGCUGGAUGCCCGCAUCCAGCAGAAAAGGGAAGAGCAGCGGAGGAGAAGGGCCAGUGGGGCCCUGGCACAGAGACGGGCACAGAGUGAAGAACGCAAACCGGACAAUGACCCCAAAGUAGCCAGCAGGAUCUUUCAGUGCUGUGCCUGGAAUGGAGGAGUGUUCUGGCUCAGUCUGUUUCUCUUCUACCGGGUGUUUAUCCCUCUGCUGCAGACACUCACAGCCAAAAUCAUUGGUGACCCCUCCCUCCAUGGCAGCGUGUGGUCCUGGUUAGAGUUCAUCCUAACCUCAGUCUUCAGCGCGCUCUGGGUUCUACCUUUGUUUGUCCUCAGCAAGAUAGUCAAUGCCAUCUGGUUCCAGGAUAUAGCUGACCUUGCAUUUGAAGUGUCUGGCUGUAAAGCGCAGCCGUUCCCCAGCGUCAGUAAGAUCAUUGCAGACAUGCUCUUCAACCUCCUCCUCCAGGCACUCUUCCUCAUCCAGGGUAUGAUUGUUAGCCUGUUCCCCAUCGAUGCCAUUGGACAAAUGGUCAGCCUCCUCCAUAUGUCUCUGCUCUACUCCCUGUAUUGCUUUGAGUAUCGCUGGUUCAACCAUGGCAUUGAGAUGCACCAGCGGCUGUCCAAUAUCGAGAGGAACUGGCCAUAUUACUUUGGCUUUGGCUUACCUAUGGCUUUGCUGACCGCCCUGCCCUCCUCUUACAUCAUCAGUGGCUGCUUGUUCUCCAUCCUCUUCCCGCUAUUCAUCAUCAGCGCUAAUGAGGCAAAGACACCAACAAAGCUGUACCACUUCCAGCUGCGUCUCUUCUCUCUGGUUGUGCUGAUCAGCAACAAGCUUUUCCACAAGACUGUCCACCUGCAGUCUUCACUGACGGGCUCCGCCUCAACAGAGAGGCUGUCCUCGCCCCACACAUCGCCGACCCGUCAGAGACUGCUGCCCACCCAGUGAUGGAUCCACGCGAAGGAGACGAGUGCGACCGAUGACUGACUCGUGGAAAAAGUCCACAAGAUGAAGAUGAGAUGCGGUUAAGGACAACGAGUUUACGUGUUUUUAUCUGAUCUCUGUCCCUUUUGUUAUUAAAUUUGCAGCAACUACCAGACACAUUUUUAGUGUGACACAAAAAAUCGACUGCCCUGUGCCUCACACUAAAACCACCUUGUAUUCUCUGCUCUAGUUAUCUUUAGUGUUUUUUUUCUUUCUUUUUUGUAUAAUGUGCCAUUUGAAUUACUCUCCUUUAAUAAAUGACAGCACAAGAGAUCAUGUUAGUUUUAAAAUGUUUAAGCAAACUUGUGACUAAAGAAGGUUUUUGUAACAUUGGAGGGCCUAGUUUGCUUUCAGAAGCAAAGCACAGCGGUGUUUACCUACAGUAUGUGUUUUCUCGAUGUUGCGAGUCACAUUCCUUCAUCACAGAUUGAAUGCUUUCUUGCACUUAGAAAUGUCCCUCUUUCAUAUUCUGGUGUGGUAGCAGUUCCAGGAACAACCUUGUACAGUUACGAAGGGAGGCUUUUUAAAACCUGGAACCGUCUUCUUUUCAGUAGAAUUUAUCCAUCAGUUCAGCAGCUGCUAUCAAGGUUUGGUGACCUUUCGUCAUGGAAACCAAAUAACAAAGUCACUCCGAAUCUCUUGGCUCAAGUGUUGCUCGGCGUCUCAUCCCAUAUUAAAAACUCUCUACUGUCUGAUAUUGCAAUUCACAAGGUGACACCAGGAAAGGAAAAGCUGCUGACGUCCUUUCAGUGUGUGUGAAGUUAGUAGGUGAUAAGUGAGAUGACACUGCCAAACCGCACUACAUUGCUAAGCUUUGUAACCAAGGAAGGAGCCCUAUAAUUAAAACCUUUACAUCUUAACAAAGUAGUGACCGGCCUUGACUUCCUUGCUCUAGGUCUCCCCCCAGAGAGCUGAAGAGAAUAUAACUGGUCCCUAGAGCUCACUGGCUGUUUAGUUUUUGUGCUGUAAAACGAUGUUGAUGCCUCCCGAAUGUUCAGUCAGAGGCCCGCCGCCACCACGCCACAGACCACAGAUCUUUCACUCGCUCAGACCUCGAGGCUGUGGGGAGAGAGGGGCUGUGAUUUUAAAAAUGGUGUGCAGUUGUUGUAUGAAGAGCAUAGUGUUUGUGCAGACUGAUAUUUGUGAGUGAGGUUUUGUAAAAGUAAUACGUCUAAUUUCAAUAAAUUGGUCAGUAUUCGA
Messenger RNA from Mugil cephalus (flathead mullet), 2472 nucleotides. It is a transcript of the gene ei24, whose product is annotated as EI24 autophagy associated transmembrane protein. Lineage: Eukaryota; Metazoa; Chordata; Actinopteri; Mugiliformes; Mugilidae. Bases 214 to 1236 code for a protein of 340 amino acids. Gene Ontology annotation, biological process: macroautophagy. The record is from RefSeq and is a predicted model, not a curated record. The transcript is spliced from 11 exons. Gene Ontology annotation, cellular component: endoplasmic reticulum.